AUGGCCAUAUUCAAGUUCGCUGCCGGCCUUGUCGGCGCCAUUGGCCUUCUCAAAGUCGCCAAUGCCCAGCAGUUUCGCAAUGAGGACCUCAUCCUCUGCGAUUGCGGAAUCGGAGACAACCCUGACCAGCCUGAUUGGUCCACCUCUCGCCAGAUGAACUGGUACCAGGACAUCGUUUGGCCCAGUUCCGCCUACAAGUACCCUGACGCCCCCGAUAUGGCUGUCGAGAUCCCUUUCAAAGAAGGCUGGUACCCCUGGGUUCCCUCUGGUGCAACUGCUACUAUGCCUAACGGCGACGUCUGGACUGCGUACAUCGAGGAUGGUACUCCCGACGGCUUCAAGGCCGGAAGUGCCGUCACUACCAAAGACAGCGGUCAGAUCCUCAACUGCUGGGCCUACCGUGGUCGACCCGUCAGUGCUGCCAUCAACAAGACCGUCAAUCACGAUGCCAUCUGCUGGAGUGCCUUUGUUUGCAACCGGGACAACUACCCGCCCCCUCGCCCUGAGGACAUGGGCUCGCAGACUUCAACUCUCAGCACAUCCCCUGCAGCCCCUUCUACUACCUUCUUCUCUCAGCCCCCGACCACAGUUACUUCUACCCCGAGCAAGGGUGGCCAACCUGUGCCAACCUCCCGACCCCAUACUGGCCAGCUCGCUGUAUAUGCCACCGUCAGCCCUCGUUUCAUCAAUUGGCAAAGCACCUGGGAAGCAUUUAUCAAUAACUUUGUUUGGGAUCAGACUACUGGUAACUGCGUCGGCGGUCCUAUCAAGGGACAGGGCUAUACCAUCAACGUUGAAUGUGCGGGUGUCAAGGUUGACGAGGACACCCACAUGACACUUUUGCUCAUCAAGGCCCUCCGUGACGUCGGCCUCAAGAGUCUCUGGUUCAACCAGAACCCCGUCAUCCCUGGAAUCAACGGGACCGGGACCAACGUCACUGCCCCCAGCUGGGUGGUCAUGCCGGAGGCUUUCACCGUCAGAGCCACAGAUGCGUCGACUCGAAAUGUCGUCGGCUAUCUGUCAUACAGCACCAAGUAUGACGGGUUCCUCAGCGGCCCAUGCUCGGCCUGCGAAACCGCCCGCUUCAAUUCGGACUUUUUUGACCCCAUCAUCGCCGCGGUCCAGGGCAGUUACCCGGCGUACAACAACUUCACCAUCGAAGCCCAGUGCAGCCCCUGGAUGGCCUGCAACUAA
Messenger RNA from Trichoderma reesei QM6a, 1194 nucleotides. RefSeq lists its product as uncharacterized. The transcript has a single exon. Bases 1 to 1194 code for a protein of 397 amino acids. NCBI's taxonomy places the organism in Eukaryota, Fungi, Ascomycota, Sordariomycetes, Hypocreales, Hypocreaceae. The record is from RefSeq and is a predicted model, not a curated record.